Messenger RNA from Amoebophrya sp. A25, 8173 nucleotides. NCBI's taxonomy places the organism in Eukaryota, Dinophyceae, Syndiniales, Amoebophryaceae. The record is from the annotation of a GenBank genome assembly.
CUUUUCUUGCUACGUGUCAAAAAGAUGGUCUUACGCAAGAAAUGCUUACAAUAGAGUAAGGUAAAUAACUCGCUUCGGGUUGCUCGGGUUGCUUUUGCUACUUGGCAAGAAAACCGUCGAACAGGAAGCUGAUGAAGCGCAUAGCAACUGGUCGGUUGGACAUAUCAUGUGAACUGCAAUUCUUGCGUUAGACCAUCUAAUAGUUUUCAAGAACAAUUAUUUAUAAGAUGGUCUUACGCAAGAAGUGCUUAUAAUUGUGCUUGAGUCCCUGUAUUUCAAUGCUGUUUCACUAUUAUGCUUCGUGUUUUCAAUCUGACCAAUAAUUAGCUAGAAUAGCUGACACCCGUAAUUCAGCUGGGUAUAUGAUCAUCAUCGUCAUCACCUGAAGUUUUUCAAUUCAGCGCAGAUGUCGUCCUUCGUUCAUGAGCAUGACGUGAUCAUGAUACUUUUGAAUUUUUAUUAAUGAUCUUCUUCAGUAACUCCUGAAUGACUUUCAACAUCAGUUAGACGAGUGUAGUAGUCACAGGAUGGGCGGCAAGAAUGACGCUGCUAAGGGUAAGGCUGCCGCGAAAAAGCAAGCGGGGAAGCCAAAGGUAGCGCCUGUUGCCAAGAAGGAAAGCAAGACGACGGCAAAAGCUGGAACCGGGUCGAAAGCGAACAAUAAAUCUUCUGCGUCCUCCAGUACUUCUAAGAAUGCUAAACAAGCUGCUUCGACGACGCCCAGUAAAGGGACGACAGGUGGUACAGCACGUGGAAAGAAGACUCCUUCCCCGCCUACUGAUCAAGUAGCUCCUACCAAGGAUAAGAAGACAUCUUCUUCAGCCUCAGCGGGACGGAACAUCGAUAAGGACAAAAAUAAGGAUAAGCAAAUAGCAAGAAAAGCUACCACUUCUAGUAGUAAGGUUAAGGAAACCAAGAACAACAACAACAAAAAGGGAGCUGGAGGAGCUGGAGGAUCGACCUUAUCGUCUAGGAGUAAUUCAAAAGCAGCAUCUUCGUCUUCAUCUGCCUCAGCUGAUAAAAAAAAGAGUAGCACUAGCAAGAGCGUCGAAGAAGUAGAAGAAGAUGUUGUUGUGGAUGAGGAUGAACCUGCAUCUCUUGUUGAGAAAGAUCCAACAUCUUCCCAGCAGUCUCAACAGUCACAGCAGAUCGUUGAUUUGAUCUCUUCUUCUGAAAUACAUGUAGAUGAAAUUAAGGCUACAAGAAAUCCAUCUUCACCGUCAUCCUGGUCCCGUUUUUAAAGAGAAAAGGAGGCCCAAGAUGUUACUGAAGAUGGAUUUCUCUUAGUCUUCUAAGGAAAGCGCCAAGAGCUCUUCAUCUCCUGGCGAAGACUUUAUCAUCAGGGAUCCGAACCAUCCGGACUAUGAUCCUCAAGAAGACGACUCAGACUUUGCUCCAGCAUCAGAAUGCUCCGACUAUUCGGGAGAUGGUAGUGCUCCGGAUAUAUCCGAUAGAAGAAUUCAUAGGAGUAGGGUGCGGUCAAGAAGACCGCCAAUAAGAAAACGAAAACCUCCUCAUGGGGAUGAAGAAACAGAGGAAGAUGAUGAGGAGGAUGAGGAUGAACAGGAGGGUGAGGAUGAGGAUGAACAGGAGCUGACAUCUAGAAGUACAACUGGGAGGAAGAAAGCUGGUGCCGAAGCAGAUGCAAAGGGAAAUAGAAACCCAGCACAGGAGCUGCAAAGGGAAAUAAAAUCUAGUAGUGCUUCAUCUUCGACAUCUUCCAUGAAAAAGACAACUUCCAAGAAGGAUCAUUCGUCACAACAGUUCUUCUCGAGUGCUAACCAAAAGAAAACGACCUCCUCGUCAGCACUCAAGAAGAAGCCACACUCAAGAACUGCUAGACAAUUGUCCUCUAAGGACGAUGAUGAUGAAGAUGAUGAGUCUCUCGGAGAAGAUGAUGACGAAGUGUCAGGCGAGGAAGAUGAAGACGAAAUGUCAGGCGAGGAGGAUAUGUCAGAUUUGGUCCUUUCUGACGAAUCAAACAGCAUUGAGGCGGACGACGACGACGACAUACUGGAUUUAGAAGAGAAAGCGACCAAGGAUGAAACACGAAAAAAAGGAGCUAUAAUAAGUAGUUCUAGAAGUUGUACAACAUCGAAGAUGAAGAAGGAUCAAGGCGCGAAUAAGAAUACUAAAUCUAGUACUUCGAACAAGUCCACCUCUAGGAAAACGACAGCUGCAAAGGAUAGCAAUUCAGCCUCAGCAACGAGUAGUCUUGUAGUGAAUGAGGAAGAUGAUGACGAAGAAGCACCAGGAGCAUCUACAAAUGCUGUUAGCGACAAGAAGAACGGCACGACAACGACUUCUUCGAAGACUGCUUCUACUAGUGCCGCAGCAAAGUCGUCGGAGGACAAAUCCAAGCCACGCAAGAACAUCAACAAGCACGAUAUUAGCGAUGUAAAAAGAGGACCUCAAAAACCUUCAACUUCCCACGAAGAACAAGAAGACGAUGACGAAGAUGCCCUUCCCAUCACUAAUCCGGUUGGUUCUCUGUACAAAGGACGUUUCAAGGUGAGGAUAAAAGCGGACACGGGACAAAGAUACUAUUUCGAUAAGGAUGUCGGCAAAGGGCGGAAGUUUGUACAUAAGGCGGUUCCACGCAGUGACUGGCAUGUGGAAAUACCAUGUACUCCUUGGUGGCGCUUCGACAAAGCUGUGAGGAGGCAGAAGUUUACCUUUGACGAAGAUUAUGAUGAGAAAAAUCAAGAUGAUGAUGUUGAUCAGACUUCCCAGCAGGAUAGUAAACGUGACCAGGUCCAGGGCAACAACAAGAGUGUCGUUCGCAUCCUCGAUGUUGGCGCUGCAGUAGAGGAGAAGUACGGGUCCUUUAUCGUGGUGGCGGAGGUGACAGAAACCGAUUCGGAUCCUAGAGAGGAAGGUUUCUCUUCCGAUGAGGAAGAGGAAGAUUGGGAUGCUCUGGAGAAAAAAUGGGCUGAAGAUGCUAAAAAAAAAGGGGAAGAGCUCACAGAAGAAAAAAAAAACGAACUUAUGGCAUUGAUUUGGUCGUGAUUGGGUGCAUAGAGGACGACUUAGACCAGUCAGUCGAUGUAAGUAGAUGGAAUGUUCAAAUUUUUGUGCGGUGCGUUGAGCUUGAGGAUUAUUUUUAGCCUUAAUUAAUAUAGAUACAUAUAGAAGAAGAAAGAUGAAGAUCUGAUGUCCUAGGGUAGAGUUUUUGCGGCUUUCUGAUUUUCCACCUCGCUUAUUCCCACGACCAACCCUUCCACAGCCUAACCAUAAUUCCCACGACCACCCCUUUGACAGCCUCCCUCACGACCUUUUCUAAUCUGCUGAGAAAAAAACGAAAGCUCGAGGUGGCGAGAAAACGUAGGCUAAGACGUUUCGAGAAUGCGCAUAAGCGUGCUCCUAUCGGUUCCCAGAGGUUGCAGAGCACAUUGGCAAAUCUAGAGAGGAAAUUUGUAGAGCAAGGUGCUGUGACGAGAAAUGCGGAUAUUACCAAGCCGGUAACUGCAAAUAAUAAGGGUCGCUUGCGCAAUGAGAUCGAGGAUGGCAGUGAAGAUUCCUCCUCUAACAGGCAAAAGAAACGUCGCCGGGGUCGUCGUCCACGAGAUUACGGUGGGAAUUUGGCCGGUCUUUCUAGCAGCUUUUACGAUGCAGGAGAUGGGUUUAUUGACGACGCAGACAUGGAAUUUGCUGAUGAAGAGGAAGCAGGCGGCCUGAUCAUCGACACCGACUGGGAUCUAGCAACGUUAAACCCUGGUGCUAAGAGAAGGAAGAAGACACCUUUUUCUAGUGCUGCAGCUACGGGAGGAGUUGUUGGUGCUGCUGGAAUGAACAGGAAUUCUGUUCCUGGCACUGUUCAUCAAGGUCAGGGUGAAAAUGCGGAUACAGGAGCAUUUGGAGAAGGAGCUGUAGAAGGCGACAAAGGCGAUAUGAAUGAUGAAAACGCUCUAGCAACAGGAGCCGAACAUCUUCAAGAGAUUGCAGUAGACCCUGAGGAACUCGCGAGAAGGGAGAUGCUAAAAAAAGAGCGCGAAGCGAUGGAGAGACGACAGAGGAUUGAAUUUAGGAAAUUCCGGAUAGCUCUGCCUACAGACCCGCGUGAUGACGAUGACGAUGCGUUUGGAGUAGGUGAAGGAGAGAAGAAAAAUACUAGUGCUGCUGAUGAUGAUUUUGGAGGUGCAAAAAUAGUAAAAGGUAGUGUAGAAGCUGGAGAUGAAGAUGAGACAGCUCGACGAAUGAUACAACAUGCAGAUACGACUGGCGCUACCACGACGAGUACUUCCACCACUGCGACGGCAGGAACAACAACAGCAACCCCAUCAGGCCAGACACCUCAAGAAAUUUCCAAGAGCAAGAUUCGGGAGAUGCUACUCAGAGAACUGAAGCUGUUGCCUUGCGGCGUCAGCGAUCCUGAGGAAGCUGCUGCUUUGAUGCGCAACCCAUCACCAGACUACAAAUCACCUUCAGGAUUGCGUGCUUUGCCAUUUUUGAAAACGUGGUUAGAAACCGAGGUGCAAGCAAAUCAUUCGUGCCUUCCGACCUUCAUUCGUAGAAACCUGCCACAUCUGAUACGAAGCAGUGCUGGAGUACAAGCACCAGGCUCUACUAAUACACCUGAUAGUAGAGCACCAGCUGUUUCAUCUUCUUCCUCCUUUUCCUCUUCAACGUCUUCUUCUGCUUCAUCAAACAAGAUUCCCUCUUCUUCAGUGUACUUCAAAUCGGCCUCGUUUGCGCCUCAAUGGAGGUGGACGGUUUGUGUGAGAGAAGAUCUAGUCACCAAUUGGUGGGGAUUUGAGGAAGAUUUCGUUCAAUUACCCUUUCCCGCUGUCAACGAGCGAGAUGACGAGUAUUGGGCUGACUUGGUCUAUCGCUUGACCAGGCUAUCGCACGCCGCGAGACCUAUGCCCUGGCGAGAAUUCUCGACGAAAUGGAUGCAGGCAGGGAAGGAAUUCACGAAAUUGGCGUCGAGGACGUUUAAUCAAGCGCAAAUCAGUCUGAUAGAGAAGGAGCUGUCGAACGAUGUGGUGUUGCUACAACUGCGGAGACUGUUUGAGGAUCCGACAGGGAGAAGAAUGAUAGCGAGGGAGGAACAAGGUAUUGAUAGGCUAUCAGAUACGUUUCACCGAAGGCGCAAGAUUUGCAUGUCUUCCUAAUUUACUUGUUGUGCUUGUCCCUCGAUUUAUAUGCUCCUGCUCUAUAGUCUAAGCCACACUCCUUCAUCGCAUCACAUGCAUCAACACUUCAAAAUUUCCGUUUUCUUAAAAUCACCUUCACAACCACAACUACAAGUCUACGCAUCAGGUAAUACCGGUUGGUCCUCCACAUCUACCGCCAAAAGUGCUGCUAGCGACUUGAUGGCGGAACAGCGUAGAGAGUAUGAGGAGAGCAUUCAGCAGGUUCUGCCGCUGUGUCGGGUCCUUCGGAAGUCCUUUUUUACGUUUCGGAUGGGGCUUAGGAUGCUGACGCAUUGCAGAGACGGAAACUUGCCGAAGCGAGGUCGCAACUUGGGCUACAAUCCAAAGCAGCUGAGGAGUAUAUUCGUGACCACACUCUACGGAGAGUAUUUGAAGGAGUUUUUCUACAAGAUUCAGACUUCUUCGACAACGCAAAUACCCCCAGUCUGGAUGAACAUGGUAUUGGAUCACGGAGCAACGUGGCUCCGGAAAGCCAAUACCACGACCAUUGCCAUGAGUAGUGAUAUGAAGAUGAAAGGUAGUCUCGGUGUGGGUGGAGGUAGUACUAUUGUCGUAGCUGCGUCAUCGUCUACUACUUCAACUAGUCAUCAGAACGAGAUCCAGCAAGCUCUUGCGUACUUACAGCAGCAUAACCUUCAACAAGGUGCUAGUGGUCCUGGAGGACAACAACAGGGUCCGCAAGGGAGUGGAGCCAUCGCUAUGGAGCCUCUAGACCCAGCCAAAGUACAACAAUAUCAGCAGCUUUUGCUGGAUUCCUUUUGUCAAGACGACAUUGUGGAAUUCCGACCUUGUCUGCCUCUAGUGGGCAAUUACAUCAUCGAAGCAACGAAGGCUAAGCGACAUCACAUGGCGAGACUAGAGGCGUUUGAUCGAGAACAAGAAGCGAAACUCGAGAGAAAGUUUGAAGCCGAUCUACAGGCUGCACGAAACCGAAUGAAGGAGAUUGGAGGUGGUAGUGCUGGCGCAGGUACUUCUGCUUCUGCAGGAGCUGCUGGAACCAGUAUUAAUACGAGUACAACAGGAGGCUCCGGUGGAAAGAAACUCCAAACAAGUGAACAAACAGAACAAACUGACGCCUGCUCAGGAGAAGGAUCAAAGAAUCCAGUUGCGAGACCUCCAAAAGCAAGGAUGCCUGCUAAAGCCAAGAUGCCGCCGCCAGUUAAAGCGCCGCUGAAAGAACAGAACUCCUCUGGUACUCCUUCUAGUGCGGCAACAGUAGCUGCAAAUGCUAAAGCAUCGACUUCUGCAGUAGUAGCUGGAUCCGUAGGGCCUUCUUCAGUACUAGUAGUACCUGGAUCUUCUGCUGCUACAUCUUCAGGAACGAAUAAUAUUACUGGUGCUAAUAUACCUCCACCACCGCCACCUAUGCAGCUUUUAAACCCAGCAGCGUUCCAGCAGCAGCAAUUGUUGUUUUUGCAGCAGCAACAACAGAUAAUGCUCUUGCAGCAACAGCAGCAACUUAGCUCUGGAGGAUCGUUAAUGGGUGGCUUGCCACCAGCUGGACUGCCGAUCCCUGCUCCAGCUGGAAUCUUACCUCCCCCAAAUACUACAGUCUCCUCUUCUUCUGGGUCCUCGUCCACGACGACAAUGCCAAUUAAUAUACAAUCUACUACAACUUCUGUCGCUGGUACAAGAACAGCGAUGCCUGCUAUAUCAUCAUCUUCCACAGCAACUUCUUCCACCUGCUCUAGUAUCACAACAAUUCCUGGUCUUGGAGGUUCUAGUUCUACAGCUGGUCUACAUCCCUCAACAUCCUCCUCUUCUUCAACAAACCUUCCUCCGGCCCUCAAUCCUAGUACAGCAAUUUCACCUGCUUCGUCCUCUUCCAGAGGUUUACCCCAACAAUUUGCGUCCUCACAGACGAACGAGGAGGGAAAGAAAGUGCAUGGCAAUGCUGGUAAAAAAAGGGGGCCGUACAUAACGAAUAAGAACCUUUCAAGCCAAGUGAUGGAAUUGCCGGUGGCGAUCUAUCUAGAUUUCAAGCCUGAGAUCCGAGGCCAGUUGCGAAGUGUUACCGACUUAGCCCGGCAAGAAGUGGUGGUGCGCUUCGAAAAGGACCAUUUAGAGUCUUUCCAAAGCUUGGACAAGGCAGCACAAGCCGUAUUCCACCGCAUGACAGUGCAAGAACGGCAGAAACAGGAGAUUACGUUAGACCAAGUACGGGAUCGUUGCGGUGGCUGGCACUUCUGGCGCUAUGACGCUAACGCGCUAAGUAACAAUAAAAACACUCCAGGGGCACAACCACAGCCAGCACGUCUGCUUAGACUCGCCAUGCACAUCCUUGAAGCACGACGGGCUCAGUUGGCACACCCUUUUCUUCCUGCUGGCGGAUCGUCCAAGGGGCUCACCGGUCCCAGACUAGACGUCUUUAGAUUGCUCAAAGCACAACACCCGAAACAAAAAUCCGAACAACAGCUGCUUGCGGAUAAAAUCACGUGGGAGAAUAGUCAGACAAGGGGAGUAUUUUCCACGCUCUAGUAAUGCCAGUUGUAUCAUUAAUAUAAGUAACCAACGCGGUGAUGAAUAUAUUUAUGGUACAAAAGGUUGAUUUAUCAAAAGGGGUGUGCCACUUUCUAGUAGAAGUUUCAGGAGGAAAGCAGAGGCGGAGGGCACAACCAGUAGUUUUUCAUUGUUACUCACUUUCUGAUGAUUUUACACGACACUCACACUUUGAUGUUACAAGUCAACAGAGCUUAUUCCUUUGGGUUUCCUGCUUGAGCUAGAGUUAGUAUAGAGUUUACUUAUCAAAUCUAUCAAAAAUCUGGUUAGCCUAGUCAUCUAAUCUGUACGACGAUGACCUAGUCUUGCGGCCACUUUUGAACUUUUUCAAAACCUACGCAGAGCUAAUAUCUGGAGGCAAUGUCCUCUUCAAAAAUUCAAAAAAAUGUCCUCCUUGCGCCUACCCGAAACACCUUAAGAAGAACGUUCCCGUAUCUAAUGAGUCCUUUCGUUGAUUCCAAGACCAAAAUUUGAAGGUCGUUACCAAAUCAUUGGGAUUGUAAGAAUCGUUUUACGAU